This is a messenger RNA of Chiroxiphia lanceolata (lance-tailed manakin), 2582 nucleotides long. RefSeq names its product dual specificity phosphatase 28 (gene DUSP28). Gene Ontology annotation, molecular function: protein tyrosine/serine/threonine phosphatase activity. The record is from RefSeq and is a predicted model, not a curated record. NCBI's taxonomy places the organism in Eukaryota, Metazoa, Chordata, Aves, Passeriformes, Pipridae. The transcript is spliced from 2 exons. Gene Ontology annotation, cellular component: cytoplasm. The coding region runs from base 30 to 512 and encodes 160 amino acids. Gene Ontology annotation, biological process: protein dephosphorylation.
CGCGGAGGGGCCGGGACCCCGGGCUGCCGAUGCUCCAGCUCUGCAAGGUCACGGCCUCCCUGUUCCUCGGCACGGCCAGGGCAGCCUGCGACGAGGAGCUGCUCUCGCGGGAGGGAGUCACCUUCUGCAUCAAAUGUCACCAGCAGCAGCCGUUCCCCGGCCUCCCGCGGGUGCGCGGCAUUCGCGUGCCCGUGUUCGACGACCCGGCCGAGGACCUGUACCGGUACUUCGAGCCGUGCGGCGCCGCUAUCGAGGAGGCCGUGCGGGGCGGGGGGAAGUGCCUGGUGUACUGCAAGAACGGCCGCAGCCGGUCGGCUGCCAUUUGCACGGCUUAUCUGAUGAGACACCGGCAGCUCCCGCUCAAGGACGCGUUUGAGGCUGUGAAGACUGCUAGACCUGUAGCAGAACCCAACGCAGGAUUUUGGUCUCAGCUGCAGAGAUAUGAAGAAGAUUUGCAGAUACUAAAGCAGCCAGGUCCACUGAGCAAAGGACUUAAAACUAACAGUGUCUGAAGAUGCGUUAAAACAGAGUGAAGUUUCUACAGAUCUAAAAAACAAAAAAAACAAACAAAAAAAACCUUCCUGAAUCACCUCUACAUAAAAUGCCUGAUGGUGCAUUAGAUUCAUUCAGCGCAUUUCUGUUGAAGGUGCAUGGAAACAGGGUGAAUAAGCAGGGAGAAACAACAAAAACAAAAAAUGGUUGGAAGGACUGUAAACAAAGCAGAGAAGGCAUGGAACCUUCAGCAGUUAUUUCCCCUGAAUGACACUGAAUACGAUAACAAUGUACUGAAUGAGUGAAGGAGUUACCUCACAGCAGUUUUGGUUGUAAUUAAAUUUCCCAGUGAUGCCACUGGAAGACCUGAUGCCAGACUAAGGAAGUUCUGAAUUCCUGUCUCACAACCUGCUGAUAUUAAGUCAUAAUUCAUGUUCAUGAGCUGACACAACUUUGGUUGGAAACUAACACUAGUUGAUGCUUAGUCUGCCAUUUUCCUUCUGUUCAACUAGACCAAAGCACCUUCAUAAAAUUACCUAAAAAUCCAGAGGACAGAAUGUACAGAUGAUGGCAAGAGUUCAGCUCCCAACAUGCAAGUUAAGUGCCUUUUCAGCUUUUUGAAAUUAUUCUCUAAAACACCAAAGGAAUGAUUAAAAAACAACAGUUGAUAGUGGGGGUAAGAAGAUGACACUGGCAAUUUAAGAAGUAUCCUCACUCUUUUAGGCUUUACUUACUAAGUCUAACAAGAUCUGCCAGUGCCCAACACGUGCCUUAUGUGCCAGUUUACAAGUCAGCUGUACCUGCAUCCAAGCAACAUGGCUAAAUCUGCUAAGACUGCUGUGCGGUUGCUUUCUGAAAUUAUCUAUUGGGACAUCAAGAAACUGCAUGAAACUUCUAAAUCAGACUAUUAUAUGUUUAUUGUAAGACAUUAGAAACUAGAGAGAAACACCAAGGUAUUUGUCAAACUGUGUGAAUCCAUCUGUAAUUUAAAAGGGACAAGUUAUGAAACCUAUGAACCUGCAGGGUGAAAUUCCAUUUCGUGUUGCUUAAAGCAUAAAUAUGAAAUAAAAUUAGCUUAUCACCAUCUGUCUGAGUGCUCACACAAGCAAACAUAUGCUCCCAGCACUGGCUAGUUUAAGGCAGAAAUUCUAAUGACGGAACAAUGACAGAGAAUAAGCCUCUGGGAAGUACACGAAUUAGGACAAUUCAGAUGCAGGUAGAAGUUCCCAAAGUUUAAAGAUUGCUCAAAAGUUAAAAUAGGAUUAUUUUAAAAAGCUGAAAAACAUAGAAAUAAAAAUAAAAAUUCAGGCUAUUGUUUUCUUAGUUACCACAAAGGCAUUUUCACACCAAUGCUUUCUCCCUCCCAGCUGUGUUUGGUUCAUUCCAUAUCAUUUAGUUUUGGUAUCUGCAUUACAACCAUGAAAUUGUUGCACAUCUGCAGAUUUGAAGGUGAGUGGUGCUAGAGAAUUUAUUGUAGCUCUUAUAAACCUUGACUAGUCAUCAUAAUAAAGAUUGCAGUAAUACAUCGAUCCUUAUGAAUUGCCAGGAUACCACUAUCAAAAAAUCUGUUCCAGUCAAUCCAUGGAAUAAAGUUUAUUUCCUGUCAAAAAGCUAAAGCUGCUAAACAAAAGUAGGAAGCUAAACAUUAAUGAAAACACAAUACGUUUUUAACUGUGAGGCACAUGAACUCCCAGUCAAACACAGCUAUCAGUUCCACAUGUUUGAGUCAGCUGAAAUGGAAACGGUUGCUCUCAAGUGUCAGCACAUACUGCGCUCUGGUUAAAUUUUACCAGCCUUGUCAGCACGCAGAAAACCUUCUUGUGGCAGGAUUUCACUGUCACAUCUUCUGUAGAAAGCUAUUUACAUCUGAAAACCAUUCCUAUUUACAUUGGAAAGCACUCCUUCUCCUGUACUGCUCCGAAUUAAGAGAUAAGAUUGCAACUUGGAACCGGAACCCUGGAAGUAGUUCACUUCUUUAUUUGAGUUCAUAACCUACAAAUGUUACAGGCGAUGCAAAAUGGAAGUUUAGACAUACUCCUUGUUGCUUAUGAUCGUCUCAGUGUUCCUGGAAUACAUGUGUUGGCUGAGGA